Culex pipiens pallens (northern house mosquito) is the source of this 1581-nucleotide messenger RNA. RefSeq names its product band 7 protein AGAP004871-like. The transcript is spliced from 5 exons. The record is from RefSeq and is a predicted model, not a curated record. Gene Ontology annotation, cellular component: plasma membrane. Bases 153 to 1289 code for a protein of 378 amino acids. NCBI's taxonomy places the organism in Eukaryota, Metazoa, Arthropoda, Insecta, Diptera, Culicidae.
AGUAGUGGCCGGACGCGUGCUCAAAACGGUUCUUUUCGUUGUACUUCUCGGGCGUCCGCGAAGACUUGAAGUACUUUCUCCAGGAACGAAUCCGCGCGCUACCAGUGAGCCCGUACAAUCUCCCCGGGGGGAAGAAGUGAUCGCGUGUUGUCAUGCAGGACGAGUCGGCGGAGUUCCACUUGGGGACGAUUCCACCGCCAGUGUUGCCACUGCCGACGCCACCACCGCCACCGGCAGUGCCUCCAGUGAUUUCUCAAGUACCAAAGCAUCCGCAGCAGGAACAGCACCUACAGCACCAGCAACAUCCGCAGCAUUCCCAGACGACACCGUUGAGGCUUCCGCAGCCGCAGCUGUCACCGUACGACCGGCACUCGCUGGCCAUUCCGAUCUCCGACUCGCUCAGGGUACGAACCGGCAAGACGUUUCUAUGGCUUCGUGGAUCAGAACCCGAAGCCGACUCGAUAGGAUGCGUGGAGGUGCUGGCCACGGUCUGCUCGACCAUUCUGAUGUUCCUGACGCUGCCCAUCUCGAUCUUCCUCUGCUUCAAGGUGGUCCAAGAGUACGAGCGUGCCGUCAUCUUCCGGCUAGGUCGAUUGAGAUCGGGUGGCGCCCGCGGUCCCGGCGUCUUCUUCGUGCUGCCCUGCAUCGACAACUACUGCAAGGUCGAUCUCCGUACGGUGUCCUUCGACGUGCCACCGCAGGAGGUGUUGACGCGUGAUUCCGUAACGGUUUCGGUGGAUGCCGUCGUGUACUAUCGCAUUCGGGAUCCGCUGAACGCGGUCGUGCAGGUCGCCAACUACAGCCACUCGACGCGGCUGCUGGCGGCGACGACGCUGCGAAAUGUGCUCGGAACGCGCAAUCUGUCCGAGCUGCUGACGGAACGGGAGGCCAUUUCGCACUCGAUGCAGGUCACGCUGGAUGAGGCCACCGAUCCGUGGGGAGUGCAGGUGGAACGCGUUGAAAUUAAGGACGUCUCCCUGCCCGACUCCCUCCAGCGUUCGAUGGCGGCCGAAGCGGAGGCGGCCCGCGAGGCCCGCGCCAAGGUGAUCGCGGCCGAGGGUGAGAUGAAGUCCUCCCGUGCCCUCAAGGAAGCCUCGGACAUUAUGUGCGAAAGUCCGGCGGCGCUGCAACUGCGCUACCUGCAAACCCUGAGCAGCAUCGCCGGCGAGAAGAACUCCACGAUCGUGUUCCCGCUGCCGAUCGAACUGAUCGGCCCGCUCAUGAACAUGACCUCGACGUUGUGCCCACCGAAGCCACCGGCGACGCCGGUCAGCGUCCAGAGCGAGUAGCCCUCGCCACCAAAGUCCGAGCUCGGUGCCGGUGGCAGCAGCAACAGCAGUUUCUCCUGGGAGGACAAAGUUGGUCCGCUGCAAGCGAGCCAACGGAAACUGUCUGCCAUGUGCGAGUUUGCGGAUAUUUGAGAAAAAAAAAUGAAGAAGAUGAUGAAAUCGAUGAAGAAAAGUUCAAUUAAACCAUAUUUCUAACACAAUAACUAGACGUGCCAAAUUUUGUUUGUUUUACGCAACACCAUCGAAGUUGAUGUUAAUUUUUCUUUUGUAAAUAAACGAUUUAUAUUACUGA